ACCUACUCCGCGGACGAAGCUGGCGAAGAAACUUAACGUGACUAUGGGUGAAAUAUCCAAUGACUUGUUAAUUCGCAGUCGCCGGGAGAAGGAUGUCAGGAAGCUGAGCUUCAUAUGUCCGAGGAUGAAGUAUUGGCUCAGAUGAAGGUGUUGCUUCUCGCGGGUUACGAAACAACGUCAACCAGUCUUACGUGGGCACUGAUCGAGUUAUCGCGACACCCCGAUGUCCAGACCAGACUCAGGGAGGAGCUGCUUGCAUUUGGUCCUGAUCCGACAUACGACCAAUUAAAGGCCAGCCUCCCAUACUUGGACGCGGUCGUCCAUGAAAUUCUACGACUCCAUCCUGCGGUACCCGAGUUCACUCGCUGCGCACGCGUAGACGAUGUUGUUCCCUUGAGUGAACCUGUGUGCACGGAGUCCGGGAAAAUGACAGAUAGUAUAUCUAUAGCGAAGGGUUCAUUGUUAGUGAUCUCAAUCAGGGCAACCAAUCGUUCUUCAGCCAUCUGGGGACCUGACGCAAAGGAAUUCAAGCCUGAUCGUUGGUUGACUGAAGACGGGAUCAGUGGGAAGGCCAAGGAAGUUCAAGGUCAUAGGCAUCUGCUGACAUUCGUCGACGGCCCGAGGACGUGUCUCGGAAAAGAUUUUGCGAUCACGGAAUUCAAGGCGGUAUUGUCGGUUCUAGUGAAGAACUUUGUGUUUGAGAUGCGGGAUGGACCGGAUACUGAGGUUGAGAUUGCGAGGGGAAUUUUGCCUCGCCCGCGUGUUGUUGGAGAGGACGGUAUUGGUGUGCCUUUGAGAGUUCGUCGGUUUGAAUGAUUGGCUGCAUUGCACUGGAAGAUUCGAAUAUUCUAUCUGCAGCAUGAGCUCUUAAAUAAUUUAUUCAGAUAGGCAUGUAAGCUUC
Molecule: messenger RNA, 901 nt
Organism: Suillus subaureus
Lineage: Eukaryota; Fungi; Basidiomycota; Agaricomycetes; Boletales; Suillaceae
Product: cytochrome P450
Exons: 7
Coding region: 115-816 (233 amino acids)
Molecular function (GO): iron ion binding; oxidoreductase activity, acting on paired donors, with incorporation or reduction of molecular oxygen; monooxygenase activity
Source: RefSeq, a predicted model, not a curated record